UCUGAGGGGGCAAUGUCUGGGAGGGGGGUGUAGGACUCGACUCCUGACGUAUUUCCACAGCCACCACCCUGGACGACACUCAGCAUAAAACGCACCCAAAGCCCACCCCCACACUCCACACCUCCGCCAUGGAGUCCUCGUUCGAGCAGCGGCGCCAGGAAAUCCUCGCGAAGAAAGCCAAGCUCGCCGAGCUGAAGAGGCAGCGCGAGCUGAGGAGAGAACAGGCCGGCUCCAGCAGACAGUCCACGACCGCGAGUCCGCUAGGAGAGGUACUGUCGCCCACACCGCGACGGAGCCAAGACCUCGAUCGCCGAGCCGACGUCGACAGUCUCAUAAACAACAUCCUUGGAGACCGCCGACCAGCAUCGACACAGCCCGGCUCGCCAGCUGUGCGAGCAACACGGCCGACCUCGGUCGUUAGCGCAGGACAGCUGAGCAGCGACAAUGAGCCAGCAUCACCAGCACGGUCCCGCAUGGUCGACGGAGAGACGCAGACAGUAUCCAUAGGCCCACUCGCGACCGUCUACGAAUCUGCUGGCGACGGGCAGGUCACAGCUGAAGCUAACACGCAAAAGGAGGUAAUCACAUACAGCAAAGGUGUGCAAGCAAGCAUAGACUGGACCCCCCCAAAGCCCCGAGGCGCCGGCGGGAGCGACACAGAGCGCGACGAGAGCCCAACACGGUCACCAAGGAGUAAGAGGCUGAGCCGGAGACAGAAAGAGCGGGACGAGGAGAUUCGCAAUCAACUGCGAAAAGAAAUCGAGGAGGAGAUCAAGACUGCGCAACAAGCGCCGCAAGAUGGCGCAGUGGCGAGCUCGGACGAGAACUACCCUUUCAAGACACUCACAAACGAGGAGCUGACUGCGGUCGAGAACUCAGAUGACUUCAUUGGGUUCGUGGAGAGGAGCACAAAGGUGUUAGAGAGGGCCUUGGACCAGCAGCUUGGAUACGACAUUCUGGCAGAUUAUGCGCUUGACGGAAUAGAUAUCGGUGACGAAGACGAGCGCUACGGAGCAAGUGCGGGCAAGAAGGGCAGGCGCAUAAAAGAGAUUGCACAGUUCUGGGACGAAAGAUGGAGCAAGAAGAGGAUGGUUUCGGAUCUGGGAUUCUCUACAAAGUUCCCAGAGCUCGUCCUCGCAUCCUACACGAAGAACCCCUCCGCUCCUCAUGAUCCGGACGGUCUGAUCCAGGUCUGGAACAUGCACAUGCACGACCGGCCGGAGUACAUAUUCCACGCCCAGUCGGAUAUUCUCACAGCAAAAUUCUCUCCCUUCCAUCCGAACCUCAUCAUCGGCGGUGCGUAUUCGGGACAGGUCCUGUUGUGGGACACUCGUGCAAAGUCAGCUCCUGUACAAAAAACACCUCUGACAGGAUCUGGACAUACACAUCCUGUCUACUCGAUAGAGAUCGUCGGAACACAAAACGCAAACAACAUCAUCUCAUGUUCCACAGAUGGCGUCGUCUGUGGCUGGACGGUGGACAUGCUUACUCAACCACAAGAGUUCCUCGAACUUACCUCACCCCCACCAGCAAAGACCGACGACAUGGCAGUAACCUGUGUUGCCUUCCCACAAUCAGACCCAACAUACUUCCUCGCCGGUACAGAGGAAGGCUCAAUCUACCCUUGUCACCGCUACGAUCGCGCAGGCGCGAAGGCAGGUGUCGAUGGGCGAGUCAAGUACUCUGGCCACGUUGCUCCAGUCAUGAGCUUGGAUUUCCAUCCCACAAAAGGACAAAUCGACCUCGGUGACCUCGUCCUGUCUUCUAGCGUGGACUGGAGCGUCAAGCUGUGGAAGGUUCGUCCACCAGCGGCGACUGGCUCUGGCAACGCUACCUUACCUGGUGCCACACAGCAGGUCGUACCGGUCCUUGACAUCGCGCGCGAAGACCUCGUCUACGAUGCACGUUGGUCGCCUGUCAAGCCUUCCGUGUUUGCCCUCGUCGAUGGGGCUGGCAGUCUUGAGGUCUGGGAUAUCAACGUCGAUACUGAAGUUCCUGUUCAGUCGAUCAAGCCGAGCGACAACAAGAGAGGUGCUUUUGCAAAUAUGCCGACAGGCAUGGGCUACAUAAACCGCAGUCUCAACAAAGUGGCUUGGGAGAGGAACGAAGGCCGACGCGUUGCUGUUGGUGGCAUGGACGGCGUUGUCACAGUAUUCGAAGUCGGCCAGGACUUGGGUGGUGUUGAGACGAGGAAUGAAGAGUGGAGUGGUGUGAAGAAGUUGGUGAAUCGAUUGGAGGGCCACGGCGAAGGUAUCAAUGGCAGGUAGAACCGCCGUUCGACAGUCACAGAAGUGGAUCCCUUGAGGCGAGUGAUUAAUAUUAGUCCUCAGGGUGUUAAGUCGUGGCGCAAGGCAGCAUCUUUGGAGGAGUCUGAUACUUAGUCAACAUACCCCUUGUGCUUUCGGAUAGAAUCUUGUGCAAUUAUGCAA
Macroventuria anomochaeta is the source of this 2429-nucleotide messenger RNA. Its product is annotated as WD40 repeat-like protein. NCBI's taxonomy places the organism in Eukaryota, Fungi, Ascomycota, Dothideomycetes, Pleosporales, Didymellaceae. The transcript is spliced from 3 exons. Bases 129 to 2267 code for a protein of 712 amino acids. Gene Ontology annotation, molecular function: dynein light chain binding; dynein heavy chain binding. The record is from RefSeq and is a predicted model, not a curated record. Gene Ontology annotation, biological process: transport along microtubule. Gene Ontology annotation, cellular component: cytoplasmic dynein complex.